Molecule: messenger RNA, 2259 nt
Organism: Phyllotreta striolata
Lineage: Eukaryota; Metazoa; Arthropoda; Insecta; Coleoptera; Chrysomelidae
Source: the annotation of a GenBank genome assembly
AUGAACGGGGAAAUAGAAGUUUCAGAAACGCCUAAUUGGUUAAACGAGCUCGAAGAGAAGCGAGAGAAACGAUUAAAAGCCAAAUUGGGCCAUGAAGCAGGAGCUGGGGCUCCAUGCCUAAAAUGCGGCGACAAAUGUCCAGGAUUGGAUCUUCAUUUUUGGAGAAAGUGCUGCAAAAUCUGCAAAUGCUCGAAGGAAGAGCACGAAGUUCCAGACGACGAUAUUUACGGAUGGGCCCAAUUCCAGCUACUCGGUAGUAGACCCAAUAAAAUCAAAAAGAAAAUACUAUUGCCCGGCAAAAAGGACGAAAUCGACCUGGAAUGGGCGCCGAAAGGCCACAACGACACCAUCGACAAAUACCUCAAGACCCUGCCGCCCGACCAGCUCCCGAUCAAAGGCUCCGAAGCGGCGCAGAGCCGCAGGCGGCUCCUCCACAAGCAGAUCCCCAUCCACGACGUCGAUCCGGCGCUCUGCCACGACCUCACCGACGACGAAUUGAGCAAGAUGAACGAGUACAUAGCGCACGUGCGCCAAUCGAGCGCCGGCGUCGGCCGCAUCGUCAGCCUGUCGAGCAUCAUCCGGGGCAAGUUGCACGCGCUGAACCCCGCCGAGGCCGCCCUGAUGGCCGGCCGAUACGCCGAAGGGGCGCCCGUCUCCGAAAUCGUCCGGUUACAGGGCAGUAACAGGACCGGCUCGUUGAACGGCACCUUGGAGAAGCUGACGUUGAGGAACAAGAAUUUGCAGCGGAUGGUGCCGAACGUUUCGAACAACAUCGAGGACGUUGCGAAUCCUAUAACAGGCGUUAGAGUCCACGUGAAGGAUUACCCCGUGUACGGUAGUAACGAUGAUAGGUGCAUGCAGAACGUUCGGUAUUCCUCUAAGCUUCGAUCGAAGAAUCAUCCGAUCGACCGGAUGUCCGAUGGAAACUCGAAUUUCGAUUCCGAGAACGUUCCCGGCUCGAAUGCGGCUUCGUCGUUGAGCAAAACCCCGUUGGAGUACAAUUCGGAGAGCAGCGCCUUCGUGCCCUAUCACAAGCAGCCGAUUGCGACUAAUCUCACGAAGCCGAGCUACUCCGAGGCGCUUCCCGCGGACGGUAACGAGCAGAUUUACGAGAACGUCGAGGAGCUGAAGAGGGCCGGACGUUUGCCGAAUUACGCCGCCGGGAAAUUCGACACGUUCGCCGACGUUCAAAAUCCUACUAACAUUCCCAGGAACGUUAAAGAUUUCGCGUUCGGUACGUACGAAGCGCCGCCCGACGAUCGCGAGCUCGCGCAGCACGACGAGACCGCUUCUAGUUCGAACGGAUUCAGACCGAUAGAGACUUUGAGUACGGCCGCGUCGGGUCGAUUAGAGCCCGUUAGUCCGAGCGUCGUGCGCGGAGAGCGGAGCGGAGACAACGGGAGUCCAAACUACCAGAAAUUCGGGCGCGAUUCGGCCGUAAAUCGCGGCGAAAACGCGCCGCGGGAUCGUAGUAACGAAGCGUUAAGAUCGAACAAGAAGCUGUCGGAGUUUCGACCGAUCGAUCGGCGAGCGAACGAAGAGGACUCGCUGGAACCGACGUUCGUCAAUAUCGGAUCGAUACGGGAUAUAGAUUAUCCGGAGAUCGAAACGGCCGCCGGCGAAUCGGGCGAUUUCUACGAGGAAUACAGCCCGGACAGCAUCAGGGAGAUCAUGAACAACAUCACCCUGCCCGAUUGCCAUCGGUGCAAGAAGCCGUUCGAAGAGAACGAAUUCGCCGUCGCCAUCGACAGGGCGGAGGCGCUCUUCCACGCCGGCUGUUUCAAGUGCGCCGGUUGCGAUCAGAUCCUCGCCGACAACGUGUAUUUCUACCACCGGGAGAGCGACAACGUGUACUGCCUGCGCGAUUACGCGAAGAUCCGGGGGUUCCCGCGGUGCAAGGCCUGCGACGAGUUGAUCUUCACCAAGGAGUACUGCCUGGCGGAGAAUUGCACGUUUCAUUUGAAGCAUUUCUGUUGCACCGAGUGCGACGUGCCGCUGGCCGGUAGGGAUUAUUUGCUGGAGGAGGAGAUGCCCUACUGUUUGCCGUGCUACGAGCAGAACAAGGCGAGCAAGUGUAACGGGUGUGGGAGGGUGAUUAAGCCCGACGAGGUGGGGUGUACUUUGAACGGGGUGCAUUUCCACGCGACGGAGGAUUGCGUGGCUUGUAAGGUGUGUGGGGCUCCGUUGAUCGGGAAGAAGAUUUUGUUGCGUAACGAUCGGUUGUAUUGUUCGCACGAGUGCUUCGGUGCUGAUGGGUGA